Molecule: messenger RNA, 1233 nt
Organism: Dreissena polymorpha
Lineage: Eukaryota; Metazoa; Mollusca; Bivalvia; Myida; Dreissenidae
Exons: 8
Coding region: 256-936 (226 amino acids)
Source: RefSeq, a predicted model, not a curated record
UGUUGAUAACUAAGGCAAUAUGGCGACUCUCUUUCGUUGAGAAAAAAUUCACAAGGUUUAAAUUGUUAUUCGGUGGCACAAACGAAGACGAAAGUUAUAAAGCCAAAGGCUGUGAAAAGGAAGAUAAUUGUCAAUGAUGAUGAUCAACUGAACAGCACAAAGCAGAAGAAAUUAGAGCAAGUGGCGGAAGACUUAGCGCUAUGUGAUUUAUCACCACCUAGGCUUGAGGACACUGGAUGUUUGUUCAGUACAAGCAUGGCAGUACUCGCUGACACUCCAGUAAAAAAAAAUACUAGUAUGCCCACUUCCUCUCCACGACCAUCACCUCCAGUCACGCCAAGACGAUUUUCCCCACGACACCAAUACCAGUGCUGUAAUCAUCAGCAAGAGUUGUUUAGUUUGAGAGCGUCGGUUACCAGCCUAGAGUAUUGGUGCAAACAGAUGUGGGAUGAUUUAGCUUCUGUUAAAACUGAAUUGGCGAACCUGAAGCAGGCAAACAUUUGCAGUACACCCAGGCAUACUGGUACACAGGAUAGCAGCAAGCCUGUUGGAUCUCCAAACAGCACAAUCAAUGUACUACAGACUACCCCCAUGUCUAGUGCAUCAGCAUCAGCUAGUGCUGCUUCCUCUAUUGGAACAUAUCGAGGUUACACCAAGAGUCAAGUAGUGGCUGAAAUUGCGCUGUGCAAAAAUUACAAGAAGGCCACAGCAAAGGUGUUCCGAAUGCUGUUCAACAAGGAGGAGGUGCAGGGAAGAUCUCUAAGUGGUCAGAGGGGAAACAGUGGCGAUGCAAGACCACAAAUUGAAGACAGGCAAAAACUGUCCUUUUUACAAGAAUGCAUCAUGGAGGGUUUCCCAGCAUGCUCAAAAGACUCUAUCAACAUCGUGUUAAGACACUUGUUGAAGCCAUCAAGAAACAAUUUAAAUGAUAAUUAAUAUGUAUAUUUCUGUGUUUUUUUUAUGUCCCUCAGUCUGUACAGGGGACAUAUUGUUUUUGCCCUGUCUGUUUGUUUGUUUGCGUCAAACUUUAACUUUUGCCAUAUUGAAGAUAGGAACUUGAUAUUUGGCAUGCAUGUGUAUCUCGUGGAGCUGCAUAUUUUGAGUGGUGAAAGGUGAAGGUCAUCCCUCACGGUCAAAUACAUGGGGGACACAGUGUUUCACAAACACAUCCUGUUUAUAUUUUCAUUCAUGUAUACACGAAAAAAUAUUAUAAAUAUAUACAAUAUUUCUUUA